CCCCCGCCGCCGCCUCCUGAGCCCUGACCUCCCGCAAUGGCGACGCGCAACCUAGUGACGAGGACGUGGACCCCCGCGGCUUCUACUCUCGGCCGCUGUUUGGGCACCGGUAUGCCGCCGCCGGCGCGCUUUCAGUUUCUCCACGCCGUCCCCAGCCAGGACGGCAUUGCAAUACGGAGGCUCUCAUAUGAUUUGGAAUCUGCUCGAGACAUGCUGAAACGAGCCAAGAAACAAGAGGAAGUUAUGAGGAGAGGAAUCAAGUGGUUCUCAAGAGGUGUCAAAGCCGCGGAAUGGGCUUGCUACUUUUGUGUUUCAACUACCAUUGCCGUUGCAGUGAUGGUUGGCAGGGAAUGAAGCCAGUUUCUUUAGCUUUAUAGCUGACGAGCAAACUCUUGUCUGUUUGUCUUUGUGAGCUCUGUUUGUGUCCUGUGUUGAGCCCUCCGUGGUUAUGGGGGCAGAAAUUGUACCAAUGUAUUUGUUAACUAUGUGAAGGCUCGGGUACCAGAGUAAUAAUCAAGUAAUGAUUUAAGCGCA
Messenger RNA from Panicum virgatum (switchgrass), 534 nucleotides. RefSeq lists its product as uncharacterized. NCBI's taxonomy places the organism in Eukaryota, Viridiplantae, Streptophyta, Magnoliopsida, Poales, Poaceae. Bases 37 to 354 code for a protein of 105 amino acids. The record is from RefSeq and is a predicted model, not a curated record. The transcript is spliced from 3 exons.